Stereum hirsutum FP-91666 SS1 is the source of this 1649-nucleotide messenger RNA. Its product is annotated as mitochondrial carrier. Bases 147 to 1256 code for a protein of 369 amino acids. Gene Ontology annotation, biological process: transmembrane transport. The record is from RefSeq and is a predicted model, not a curated record. NCBI's taxonomy places the organism in Eukaryota, Fungi, Basidiomycota, Agaricomycetes, Russulales, Stereaceae. The transcript is spliced from 6 exons.
CGACGCAGGCCGCAAGCUUUCUAUAAGCAGCAUCCUCGCUCUCCGUCCCCACAUCUACAUAAACAUUCAUCUUCGCCACUCUUUUCUUUUUUUAAACUCUUCUCUCUGUCGAUGAUCUCAGCGCUGCACUUGUCUUCACCAUCGUCAUGACCUCAACUACAUCUUCACAAGCCAAAGCGGCCGCAUCCGAAGUCGUCGAGGCGGUCAAGGAAAAGACUCCAUUCCUCAGUCCACAAGUCUCGUCGUACUUUAUCGCUGGAGGUGUCGCUGGUGCUGCAUCGAGGACGGUCGUCAGUCCUUUAGAGAGGCUAAAGAUUAUUCAACAGGUGCAGUCGACAUCGAGCGACAAGCAGUAUAAGGGCGUGUUCCGGUCGCUCGUGAGGAUAUGGAAUGAGGAGGGUUUCAAAGGAUACAUGAGAGGGAACGGGAUCAAUUGCGUGCGGAUUAUACCGUACAGUGCCGUGCAGUUUACGACAUAUGAACAGCUGAAGAAGUUCUUCACUGGCAAUGGCACGAAACAACUGGACACCCCGACUCGAUUAGUCAGUGGAGCCUUGGCCGGAAUCACAUCUGUUUGUACGACAUACCCACUAGACCUCAUUCGCUCCCGUCUCUCCAUCGCCAGCGCAAACAUCUUCAGCGCCCCUCCCUCCCCUCCCGGAUCCACAUCCUCACCCUCCAAUCCUACCGUCUCCUCUUCAACCUCAGGCCCCGGCGCCACCGCCACAUCAUCCUCAUCCGCAUCCUCAGCGUCAUCGAAACCGGCCCUCUCACAAGCCUACCACUCCGCCGUCCGAUCACCUUCAGAACUUACAAUGUGGGGUAUGACGCAAAAGGUGAUGCGCGAAGAAGGAGGCGUGCGGGCUUUGUAUCGCGGUAUGGUGACCACGGCGCUAGGUGUGGCGCCGUAUGUGGGGAUCAAUUUCGCGUCGUAUGAGCUGUUGAGGGGAUAUCUUACGCCGCCUGGGAAGACGAGCGUGAUGAGGAAGUUAGCAUGUGGUGCUCUUGCUGGCGCUAUCUCACAGAGUCUGACAUACCCUUUCGACGUUGUGCGUCGGAAAAUGCAAGUCGUUGGUAUGGGCGCUGCGGUGGGAUAUCAAUACAAUAACGCCUACGAAGCCGUCCGCGUCAUCAUUCGACACGAGGGUAUCCUGGGGAUGUAUCGAGGAUUGUGGCCCAACCUGCUGAAAGUGGCGCCAAGUAUCUCCGUGUCGUUCUUCUCGUACGAGCUCGUCAAGGAUUUCCUCCUCAGCUAGUUGAACACGUCGUGAUACUGGCCUUCGGAUCUUUCUGUCUCUCCUUGCACCAACAUUCUUAUUCGAGAUCCAUCAUCUCCUUCCCGGCCCUGGCCACCACCACCACCACCAUAUCCACAUAUCUCCUCACACUCCAGAACCUACACCACGCCCCGCCCACCAACCUACUCAUUUUACGUAUCCCACUAGAUGCCUCCCACUGUCCCUUAUCAUCGAUCGCGCGAUUCUUCGAAACCUCUACCGUGCGAAUGAACUUUGAACACGCUUCAAUCUUCAUACUUCAUAAUUAUUAUUUUCUCUUUCUCUCGUCCUAACGCGUCCAGUCCUGUUGUGCUUCUCCGGCCGUAUAUACAUAAGUUACCUACCUACAUCAUUUGAUUUGCUAUCUAUCUA